AUGGACAUUCAAGGGGUGGUCCAUCUCAGCCCGGCGUUGUCCAUCAAGCAGGAUGCUAUUUGUUCUCCUGGAUUUCCUCCCCAUGCGAUAGCACACGUUUCGUUUUUGGCAGGGGAUGGCGACAAUGAUAGUGAACAUGUCAUUGUUCGAGAUGGGCAUGUUCUGCGCGUAUUCGCUCCAAAACGGCACAUUGUGGGGCAACAUAAGUCAGAGCAUGAGCUUGAAGUCCACCACUUCGUUGGCUUAAUCGAAACUCUUAUCAGCACCAUUGAUUUCGAGCAAAGCUCAACGGUUUUCUUGGUCCUUCGAAGGAAUGGACAUUGUCUGGUACCGACACUGUUACGACCCACAACCUUUACAGUUACUCAUCUGACCUGGGAGCGCCUCAUCGAUGAGCGCGAAAUUGAAAUUAACGAGUGGACCUAUGACAUGAAUCGGAGAGGAAGGUGGAACAACACGGACGUCGAAAUCUGGUAUGGGCACGAAGAUCACUAUCUGAGGUUCAUGCAGAAGACCAUGGUCUCCCUUGACGCUUUGCGGCAGCGUAACUUGGACCUACAUUUCAAGGUACUAGGCCAUAUGGUUCAUGAUGAUGAAGUUGUUGGAAUUGUCAUGGAACCAAAGGGUGGCCGUUAUGUUGAGUUUCGUGACCGUGUAUUGGCGUACAACGCAUUUCAAGAGCUACAGAAGGACAAUUUACUCAUAGGCUUCCCUCAGUUCAGCUUCUCCAAUAUGAAAAUUUCUGACGGCAAAGAGCACUUUGAGACCAGGACUCUUCAGCUCCUGAGAGACCUCUCUUACGAACGCGAUCCAGAGCGAUCGGCGCACACCAGAAAAAAUCACUGGGAUUCUCUAGACUCGAUGAUGGAUAUACUCGAGUCUUUAAUGCGAGUAUGCAAUCAAAAUCCUUAG
This is a messenger RNA of Desarmillaria tabescens, 912 nucleotides long. RefSeq lists its product as uncharacterized. The transcript has 7 exons. The record is from RefSeq and is a predicted model, not a curated record. NCBI's taxonomy places the organism in Eukaryota, Fungi, Basidiomycota, Agaricomycetes, Agaricales, Physalacriaceae. Bases 1 to 912 code for a protein of 303 amino acids.